This is a messenger RNA of Cordyceps fumosorosea ARSEF 2679, 1326 nucleotides long. RefSeq lists its product as hypothetical. Bases 1 to 1326 code for a protein of 441 amino acids. The record is from RefSeq and is a predicted model, not a curated record. NCBI's taxonomy places the organism in Eukaryota, Fungi, Ascomycota, Sordariomycetes, Hypocreales, Cordycipitaceae. The transcript is spliced from 2 exons.
AUGUCUGAAGACUCAGAUUCCGAUAACGAUUCAAACCCGGUUGAGGUUGAAAUUAAGGCACCUUUUCCAAUGGAUCUCGAUGCAUGGAAGCAGUACAUGUCGCAGCAGGACCACAAGAACUAUUCCCUUACAAAUAUUAAUCCAAAGUCCGCCUCGGAAUCCACAGUUGAGCAGUUCUAUACACUCAAGGUCCUUUGGAUGCGGCUUUAUAGCCGCAACCGACUGAGACGAGACCUGCGCAUUGAUGAAGAUUCCCUGAGUAAGGCUGAAGCUUUCCUGGAAGAUUCUUCCAGUUGGGGGGGCUAUAAGGCGGCAUGCGGCAACGAAACAUUGAUGUCCGACGGUUUAUUUGGUUUAGUGCAGCUGUAUCAUCGACGGUGUGCGGAUGGGCAGGCCGACAUUCCAUACCGUCAGCAUCUAAAGUUUCCAUGGGAGAGACGUCCUGCCGGUGGCGAGGAAGGCGCCGGCGGACCUCCCAGUCUGCCGACAGAAUCAUCCUCCAUAUCCACACUUUCAGAAGUCACGGUUGAUGCGACUGCAGCGAGGUGGCAAGUUGAGGAUGAGGAGAUUGUCAACGUCGCCUUCGUUCUCUUCCUGAACGCCUUGGUGCGAGCGACUCCGGAGGAGGACGUCACGGGCGACUGGUGGCCGUGUCGCUCUAGCUUUUGCAUCCCGAACAGCGCAAGCAAGGCGCACAAGGCGUACAAGGCUUUGGUUGACGGCAUGUUCCGGGUCGAUGGGGCCUCUCCGGAGCAGAUCAUGGAACAGGCGAGGUUCAGGGAGGAAUUUCAGAGACUUCGUGCGAGGGCCGGGCUGCCUGCAGAGGCCACUGCUAAGGAGAGGGCUGCUGGCAGCGCGAAGUCGCAACGAAAUGCCGCACCACGGGGGGGCUACAAGCACAAAGCGGCUAUUCCCAACACCAAAACCAUCACCGCAAUCAUAGAGGUGAAGCCUAUGGCCCGCGCUCAUUACCAUCACAGUUGGCGUGAGCAGAUUCUCGUGCAGGAAGCGGCGCAGAUGGCGGCGUGGAUUGGCGUCAUCCCGGCGCUCCUCGGCCAAAAGCCCGACAAAAACGGAAAGUUUCGUCGUCUUCUGUUCUCGCAGGAUCAGCGCGAGGUCUUCGUCACGAUUGCAACGUACACGAAGGAGUACAUUCACUACAUCAUGAACUCGAUCGACAAGCCAGCAUAUCAAGAGGCACUUCUUGGGCCGGAAUGCUUUCUUCACAUGCAGCCGUACGGUCCAUUCCGCGUUGACAAUGUCGAACACAUGGCAAUGCUGGCGCCGCUCCUGGUAGCGCUUUCGUAUCAGAACUUUGUUAUCUAG